AUGGACGCAGUCAGGUGUUUCGUUGGUAACCGACAAAAAGACUGGGACGUCUUACUUCCUCAGCUUGCGGGAGCAAUGAGAUCGACAGUAAACCGGAGCACGGGGCAGACACCAAAUAUGAUGAUGUUGGGCAGGGAGGUUAAUCUCCCAGCAGAUCUUAUGUUCGAGUCCUGUAAUACUCCCCUUCAACAGGGGGUUGCACCCUAUAUUCAUCGAUUAGUAGGCGCUUUGCAGGAAGCUCAUCAUAUAGCUAGACAGAAAUUGAAGGAGACACAGCGCCGGAUGAAGAGGAACUAUGACCUCAGGGUAUUGAAGCGGUCUUAUCAGAAAGGAGAUAUUGUCUACAUCCUGGAUAGUGGGGCAACUAAAGGCAGAUGCAAGAAGUUGUGCCCUCCCUGGAAAGGGCCCGGUAUAAUUGUGGAAAAGAUCACACCAUACUUGUUUCGGGUUCAGCUUAACAACAAGGUCUUGGUCUUAAACCACGAUAAGCUCAAGCCUUGCAGGGACCGCCAAAUGCCUGCAUGGAUAAACAAUUUCACAUCCAAUCUUCUGGUGGGUAACGAGGCAGAGGGUGAAGUUGAUACGGAGGCAGAUGAUGAGGCUUAUUGUAUUUGUAGAAAGCCAUGGAAUGGUCAAUUUAUGAUACAGUGCGACUACUGCGGGGAAUGGUACCAUGGGUCAUGCAUCAAUAUAGCCCCUUCCGAUGCCCUGGAUAUUGACCGGUUCAAGUGUUCUUCUUGUAAGAACAAUGUGGUCACUCAAGCAUAG
This is a messenger RNA of Pecten maximus, 768 nucleotides long. RefSeq lists its product as uncharacterized. Lineage: Eukaryota; Metazoa; Mollusca; Bivalvia; Pectinida; Pectinidae. Gene Ontology annotation, cellular component: Set1C/COMPASS complex. Bases 1 to 768 code for a protein of 255 amino acids. Gene Ontology annotation, molecular function: nucleic acid binding. The record is from RefSeq and is a predicted model, not a curated record. The transcript has a single exon.